AUGGCCCGUCUUUCUGAAAUAUGCAUUAUCGGAGGGGGAGUGAGUGGCCUGGCAUCAGCGCUGGCGUUAGCCAAGUAUCUAUCGACCAGGGAGGAACACGCCAACAUUACUGUUUAUGAGCUUCGCGAUCUGCCAUCCAGCCUGGGUGGUGCUGUGAAUCUGACACCUAAUGCCCUACGAAAUCUUUAUAGGCUUGAAGUGUUGCCUCACAUUUACAAAAACGAAUAUGGCGCAGAGGUGGACCGGAUCGAGCUGUUCUCCAACUACUCCGGGCCUGAACAGCUUGCCUCGAUGGACUUCGUCGACGCCCAGGGCGAAUCGAUGAGCGGAUUGAAGGGCCUUAGGGUGUUGAGACUGCCGUUGCUGUUAGCCAUGAUUGACGCUAUCCAUGAUACAGCUCUUCCUGGUAUCACCUUGAAUAUCGUCUAUGACAAAAAGCUUGUUAAACUCGAAGAAAUUUCUCCAGACGCCCAGGGUGACGGAAAGGUACAGGUUUCAUUUGAGGAUGGAACUGUGGUUGAAGCAGAUCUAGUUUUGGGCUGCGAUGGGAUCCAUUCAAAGACGCGAAUGAACUAUGUCGAUCCCGAACGAGAACCUGUAUAUACCGGCAUCUCCGUGGCUCAGGGAUACGUUGCUCGCAAAGAUAUCACGUCCAACCUUCAUUUCAAAGAUACAGGUAUGAUUAUGGCACGAAGGGGCUCACUGUUGACUUCUUUCUACGAGUCAACUCGAAUGUCCAUCUACCUAGCCUCAGUUAUGGAGGCUAAGGAAGCUCUAUCACGAGAUGGAUGGAAGGCCAAAGGGGAGGACCAAGAGGCUAUCAAAGCUGAUAUCCUUGAUCGGUUCGGUGAUUCCGUCUUCCCAUGUGUAAAAGAGAUGAUCACCGCAUCAAAUAGUUGGUACUUGUUCCCGGUCUAUAAGCUACCACCCGGCGGAAAAUGGUGCACUGAGAGAGUCAUGUUGCUGGGAGACGCAGCCCAUGCCAUGCCUCCACAGGGAGAAAGUAUUGGUAUCGCCAUAGAAGACGCCAUUUUAUUUGCUAGAACACUAGCGAAAUAUCGAGCAUCCCCUCUAUCCGAGACCUUCAGGGUAUACGAAGAGCUGCGCCGUCACCGGAUAGAUGAGCAGUACCAAGAGGCAUCGAGGCGUUGGGAGACUGUUCGUGAUUGUGGCUAUAUCGUGAGCAAGCUCAAGGAGCUUUUCCUCCCAUGGUGGAUGUGGUGGACAAGCAAGGCCCGAGAAGAGACCUUCCUGUCUGACGCUGAAAGAGUUACAAUCCCUUGA
Messenger RNA from Trichophyton benhamiae CBS 112371, 1284 nucleotides. RefSeq names its product salicylate hydroxylase, putative. The transcript has 2 exons. Bases 1 to 1284 code for a protein of 427 amino acids. NCBI's taxonomy places the organism in Eukaryota, Fungi, Ascomycota, Eurotiomycetes, Onygenales, Arthrodermataceae. The record is from RefSeq and is a predicted model, not a curated record. Gene Ontology annotation, molecular function: FAD binding; monooxygenase activity.